AUUAGCGAACUUAGUACGCGUACGUACGCCAAGGUGUAAGCUCGAUCGCUGAUCUCGGAAAUGUCGGAACCGCAGACGACGGGGAAGUCCUCGCCAGCCUUGGACGUUGUGGAGCUGGUGAACGGGAGCUUUGGCCGCUGGCAGUUGCGCACCAUCCUCCUGAUAUUCCUGUGCAAGAUUCCCAGUGCCUGGUUCACGGCGAUCAUCAUUUACACGGCUCCGUAUCCCUGGAAGGGGGAGCUUGUCUGCCACCCAGCUGAAUGGAAUGUCAGCAGGUCGCAAGUGGAACACUCAGACCAGUCGCAUCCCCUGUGGCAAGAUGCACGCAGCACGGAUCGACUGUUCAACGUGGACGUGUGCAAUGCCUAUUCGAAUUCCCUGGCCCGUGGAUUUGUGCGCAGUCAUGGAAGAGAGUGGAACGCCUCGGAGUCCAAGGAUCCGAAUGCCCAAUCCUCGCUGCCCUGCGAGCAUGUGGAGCACAGGACGGACUAUAAGUCCCUGAUCGUUCAGUUCGAUUUGAUCUGCUCUCGGCGCGUUCUGGUGGCGAUGACGCAAUCUUUUCAUGCACUUGGCGCCCUGAUUGGCGGGCUUAUGGCCUACUCCUCUCUCAAGAUUAUCAGUCCGCGUCGCCUAAUGUUGUUGGGCAUGAUUGGGCAGAUAUUCUGUGGGAAUCUCACGGGAUUGGUUGACACCUACCAGUUGCACGUCUACUUCCGCUGCCUCACUUCCAUAUUUUGUGCUCUAAUGUACACUUCCGGACAGUUUAUAUUAAACGACAUCACAUCAGGAAAGGCCCGCAUCAUUGUAGUCACUUUAUCGGAGCUGUUUUGGUCCAUGGGCCUCGUUCUCCUGCCCGCCAUUUCCAUCUACUUUGAUAACUGGAGUUACCUGUACGUGGCCAUCUCUUCCUCCCUGAUUGUGCUGGUUUGGCUGCAUCGCUGGAUAGCGGAUGCUCCUCGUUGGUUGUUGCAACACCAGCGCGUGGAAUCGGCACUCCGCCAGUUGUUGGAAUCAGCAACUUACAACAACCGUAAGGUUCCCCUCACUUUGGACGUUCAACUAACAGUUUAUGCCAAUGAGCUGGAGCAGAAGGCCAGGCAGAAACAGAGUUACUGCCAAAUCUGGGAUGGGGAGACGAAGCGCAGCCAACUGGUGUACAUGCACUGGAUCUGGGGUGCAGCCAUGGUUCUGUACAACAUCACUCUGCUGAUGAUUCGCAACCUGGGCACUCAACAGGUGCACGUGAACACGGCGGCCUUGGGAUUUGCUGAGAUGGUGGGCGUGUUUGUGGGACUCUAUCUGAUCCUCUACACCAGACGUCAUUGGCGCUGGGCGGGAAAUCUGAUGAUUAUAGCCGGGCUUACGACCUAUCUUGUCUGGCUGCUCCCAGAAACUGAACGCAACACACGACGCGUGGGACUUGAACUUGUCUUCUGGCUCAUUUUAAAAGUGGCAAACUCUGCCUCAAUCGCAGUACUUUCCACCUGCACCAGUGAAAUUGUUUCCAAGGAGAAGCGAGUGUUUCUGAUGCUGUCCGUGAUCUCGUUCAGUCGAGUGUGUUUGGUAUUUUGCCCGCUGCUCAGCUGCCUGACGGUCAUCCAUCACCUGGUUCCCAUCACGAUUUUGGCCACUGUUGGGUGGAUUUACGGACUGGCUCUGCGACGCCUGAACCGCUACUAUUGGAACACCGAGCAGCCCCAUAUGAGCCAAGUGCCUACCCCGAACACCUACCGUCGCCAGUCGGCCAUCAUAAUGCGCAGGUGCAGCACCGCCAGUUCGGAUUGCAGUGCUUAUAGCAACGAACUCCUUAGCAACUUUGAGCGCAAAAUGGCGGUCAGUAUAGCUGACAUUUGGCACAUCAAUUUCCAUCCCUCCAGCGAGAUCGAAUUGGAAUUGGAGCAGCAUCGACCGGAGGCAUUCAGAGCACACAGCUCUGAAACCAUUUGAGGAGCUUUUGAGCAGCCUGAAAGCAGGCUUUGGAGUAUUAACAAAAAUUAAGUGAUCUACUUUAGAGUGUGAUUCAAAAUCAAUUGUGUUAUAUUGUAACCUAAGAAGAGAACUUUGCGAAAGGUUCUUACGUUUUUAUGAAAAUAAAGAGAACCCUGUUCUUUUCUUAAUUCACUACCGA
Drosophila ficusphila is the source of this 2128-nucleotide messenger RNA. Its product is annotated as solute carrier family 22 member 3. Lineage: Eukaryota; Metazoa; Arthropoda; Insecta; Diptera; Drosophilidae. Gene Ontology annotation, molecular function: transmembrane transporter activity. Gene Ontology annotation, biological process: transmembrane transport. The record is from RefSeq and is a predicted model, not a curated record. Bases 61 to 1947 code for a protein of 628 amino acids. The transcript has 4 exons.